This is a messenger RNA of Anolis carolinensis (green anole), 8981 nucleotides long. It is a transcript of the gene pbx3, whose product is annotated as PBX homeobox 3. Gene Ontology annotation, molecular function: DNA-binding transcription factor activity, RNA polymerase II-specific; RNA polymerase II cis-regulatory region sequence-specific DNA binding. Gene Ontology annotation, biological process: animal organ morphogenesis; regulation of transcription by RNA polymerase II; brain development. The record is from RefSeq and is a predicted model, not a curated record. NCBI's taxonomy places the organism in Eukaryota, Metazoa, Chordata, Lepidosauria, Squamata, Anolidae. Bases 4929 to 5966 code for a protein of 345 amino acids. Gene Ontology annotation, cellular component: nucleus. The transcript has 8 exons.
UUAAUUCCAAAACGUAAUCUACUUUCUGGAUAACCCUCGUAAAAACAUAACAAGUCAAACCAUUUAAAUCACAAGAAAUAAAACUAGCCGUACUAAAUAAAAUGGAAUAUAACUCAAGAAUGUUACAAUCAAUAUAAAACUAAUUGAAAGUUUAGCAUAUGGUCAGUGAAGACUCCUCGAAUGCGUUAUAUGGGUCUGCACUAUAUGGGUUUCAAACUGCAUUAUAUGAAAGUAAGGAAGGGAACAAUGGUGAAAAAAUACACGCCGAAGAAGUUGCUGAGCCGACGCCUGCCAGUUAAGCAGACUUUGGAAUGAAUAAGUGGGGAAGGAGUGAGAGGGAAAAUCUCCGGCUGGGGAGAACUCUCUGUUUGUCUCAAAGAGUUCCCCAUCUGUGAAAAGAUUUCUGUGGGACCCUUGGCGCGCCAGCUGCAAGGGAAUGGGGAGGGGGGCGGCCUUCACGCAUCACACAUCUCCACUCUUCUGUGACUUUCCCAUUUAGCCAGGACAGUCGCAGGACAGCUCCAGCGGAGGCCGUUGGGAACGCGGAACAGGCCCAACGCUGCGAGCCGCGUUCACGGGGAGAUGUUCAGAAGUGACAGCUUGGCAGGGCGAGAGGACCUCGGCCUCCUACCAAACGGGAGCGGGUUGCAAGGCUGGCUCGAGACUUGGCUGGCUACCUGGUGUCUGUCCAGGCCCUUUGGGGGAUGAUGGUUUCCAUAAGCAGAGCAGAGGAAUCAAAUAGGGAAACGGAAACAGGAGUGCACAACGCCUUUCUUACAACAGUCUGAAUUACUGUGUAGUCGAAGGCUUUCAUGGGCAGAAUCACUGGGUUGCUGUGACUUUUCCAGACUAUAUGGCCAUGUUCCAGAAGCAUUCUCUCCUGAUGUUUUGCCCACAUAUAUGGCAGGCAUCCUCAGAGGUUGUGAGAUCUGUUGGAAACUAAGCAAGUGGGGUUUAUAUAUACCGUGUAUACUCGAGUAUAAGCCAACCCUAAUAUAAGCCGAGGCACAUAAUUUUACCACAAAAAAACUGGGGAAACUUACUGACUUGAGUAUAAGCCGAGGGUGGAAAAUGCAGCAGCUACGGGUCCAUUUCAAAAUAAAAAUAGAUCCCAAUAAAAUCCCUGCAAUAUCUGCAAGCCCCAUGUUCAUAUAUACAGUAGAGUCUCAUUUAUCCAAGCUAAACAGGCCGGCAGAAGCUUGGAUAAGCGAAUAUCUUGGAUAAUAAGGAGGGAUUAAGGAAAAGCCUAUUAAACAUCAAAUUAGCUUAUGAUUUUACAAAUUAAGCACCAAAAUAUCACGUUAUACAACAAAUUUGACAGAAAAAGUAGUUCAAUAUGCAGCAAUGUUAUGUUGUAAUUACUGUAUUUAUGAAUUUAGUGCCAAAAUAUCACGAUAUAUUGAAAACAUUGACUACAAAAAUGGCUUGGAUAAUCCAGAAGCUUGGAUAAGUGAGACUCUACUGUAUCUAUCUAGACAUCUCUCUAUAUAUAGAUAAUUAUAUCUGUAUAUGAUUUGCAAAGACUUGCAAACAUGUGAGGUGAAAAUUCAUAUAUAAAAUAAUGUGUACACAUAGAUACAGAUAUAUAGGUACAUGGGAAUAUCUAGCUAUCUAUAUGUAUAUAGGAUUUGCAAAGACUUGCAAACAUAUGAGGGGGAAAUUCAUUUAUAAAAUUAAUGUAGAUAGAUACAAAUAUAAAGGUACAUAGGGAUUGCAAAGGCUUGCAGGGGGAAAUGCCUAUAUAUCUGUAGCAGAGAUUAAGAAAUAUUUCAGGGGAAAAUGCUUUUAUAAGAUUAAUGAAUAUAUAUAUAUUCUUCUUCCUGACUUGCAAGGGCUUCUUUCCCUUUUCAAAACAUUCCCUUGGUUAAGAGCGAGGGAGGCUUUGGAAAACAAAACACUGAUAAGGGAGGGUAAGAUGAGAGAUAAAUCGAUCAUAUAUUGCAAGCAGCGGCCUCCAGACUCCACUGCCGGCUUGACCUUGACCCGAUUAUAAGCUGUGGGAGGCUUUUUCAGCUCAUAAAAAGGGCAGAAAAACUCGGCUUAUCUUCGAGUAUAUACGGUAUCUGUGGAAUGAUGUCCAGGGUGGGAGAAAGAACUCUUGUCUGUUUGAGGCAAGUGUGAAUGUUGCCACUGGCCAACUUGAUUAGCAUUGCAGUUUUAAAACCUGGCUGCUUCCUGCUGGGGAAUCCUUUGUUAGCUGGCAACAUUCACACUUGCCUCAAACAGAUAUUUCCCCUGACGUUAAGUCUAGUCGUGUCCGACUCUAGGUGUUGGUGCUCAUCUCCAUUUUUAGCCGAAGAGCUGGCGUUGUUCGUAGACACCUUCCAGGUCAUGACUGCAUGGAGCGCCGUUACCUUCCUGCUGGAGCGGUACCUAUUGAUCUAAUCACAUUUGAACUGCUAGGUUGGCAGGAGCUGGGGCUAACAGUGGGAGCUCACCCCAUUUGCCGGAUUCAAACCACUGCAUGUACAGCACCUCAGCGGUUUAACCUGCUGUGCCGCUGAGGCUCCUCUAAUUAAAUGAAAAGAUGAAGCAAAUAAAUGACAAGGGACAGAAUAAAGAAAGCUGUAUGAGAAUUCCUCACUUUCCCGAUGCCAGGCCUCUCUUAUUGAAACCAAACAUCAGUAGCGGUGACAACUCCACUCAAUUGCUGCCUGCUGCAGCUGCACCAGCCUGCGGAGAAACAUUGGAUCCACUUUGGCUAUGACACUCAAUUUUACUGUAAAACACAUUCACGUUGACACAGCAUCCGUUUUCGGAGGCGCUGCAUGCAUACAAGCACUCUCCCUCCCCUUUUACAGAUGAAUCGCCUGCCUCUUCCUUCUCUUCUCCUCUUGAAUAUUACAUCGCAAGAGGGUUUGCUUCCUGGAAAUGCUUCUGGCCAUGGCUUGGUUUCUUGCAAUCCACAGCAGAGCUGCAAUAUCAAACCCUCUCCUCUUGCAGCGAGGCCUUUGGAUUGCACCAUUUGGCUCGUUGGAAUAGGAUUUCCAUCCCCCUGGUUGCUUCUUUUUAUAUUCUGGGAGUUGGACAGAUUUUCUUUUUGCCACCGCCGUGAAAUAAAUAACAGCAAUAGUUUGAAGGCACAAACUCUGAGCCGCAGAGCUCUUUUAUGGUGCAAUGGUUACUGCAUGUAUUGUUGGCACUCAAACUGUUGCACUCUAGCACUGAAACAUCUUUUCACCAUACCAGAGCCCUGUAAUUCUAUCUAAAAAUGUUUAUUAAAGAAAGCAGAGAAAAAGAGGAAAGGUCCAAAAGGAUCAGUGGAAUAAAAGGUAAAGGUUUCCCCUGACGUUAAGUCCAGUCAUGUCUGACUCUGGGGUUUGGUGCUCAUCUCCAUUUCUAAACAUAUGUUUUAUGUUUUAUAUUUUAUACUGUAUUUAAUUGGUUGUAAUACAUUUUUAUAUGUUGUUGUUUUUAAUGUUGUGUCGGCAUCGAAUUGUUGCCAAUUGUACGCCGCCCUGAGUCCCUUCGGGUGAGAAGGGCGGGAUAGAAAUAUUGGAAAUAAAUAAUAAAUAAGCCCAAGAGCCGACGUUGUCCGUAGACACCUCCAAGGUCAUGUGGCCACUGGCAUGACUGCAUGGAGCGCCGUUACUUUCCCGCCAGAGCGGUACCUAUUGAUCUACUCACAUUGGCAUGUUUUCGAACUGCUAGGUUGGCAGGAGCUGGAGCUAACAGCGGCCGCUCACGCCACUCCCAGGGUUUGAACCUGGAACCUUUCAGUCUGCAAGUUCAGCAGCUCAGCGCUUUAACACACUUCGCCACCGGGGCUCCUGAUCAGUAGAAUAUAAAGUACAUAAUUACUUUAUAUUCUACAUAUUAUAUUACAUAAUUAUUGUAAUCCAAAAAUGCUAAAGUACAUGAAGUCAAGACAACCAAAAUCCACAGUAGUUCUACAUACAUAAAUCCAUAAACAUGAAAACAGGAACUUUUCCAAGGCAAACCCUUUCAGGCAACAAAAGCAUGAACCAGAACAGGAAACUUGAGAACACUUGAAUCAAAGACUUGAGAGCAGAGAAAGGAGAGCCAUCCCUUAUGGCAACGUUGCCUCCAUUGAGAGGCCUGAAGCCCACACUACUGAAUUUAAGCCCAUCCAGGUGCCCAUGAAAUCAUGCCGGAGACACCUGGCCUUCCAGGUCUUGUCUCAGAUUCUCUGAGAAUAUCUCCUUUGUUUAUUUUUCACUCCUUUUGUUCUCAGGCCUAAUUUAGUUUCCCGAGAAAACUCCCCAUCGGCCCAAAGUCUUCUUAGGUAAAGGUAAAGGUUUUCCCAUAACGUUGUCUAGUUGUGUCCAACUCCAUUUCUAAGCUGAAGAGCCGGCGUUGUUUGUAGACACCUCCAAGAUCAUGUGGCCACUGGCAUGACUUCAUGGAGCUCUGUUACCUUAGUUUACCUUAGUGUUGCCAUAUGUCUGAAAUGACUUGGAGACAUCCACCUGCAGCAACGAUGACAACAAAUUUCUUCGCUGGGGAAUUAUAGUUCUUGUUGUCUUCUUUCCCUCUCCUUGCACUUUGUUUCCUCUUUGUACCAAUCCGGUUCAUGUAUUGUAUUAACAGCCUGGUGACUUUUACGACCGCGCUUGUCCUUCGGAUGGGUUGCCCCGUCUUUAUCCUUCUCGGCAACGUGGUGUCUCCGCAGUGUUUAGGGAGAAGAGCGCAAGUUUCCCCCUUUAGCGUUAUUUAUUUAUUAAUAAAAAAGACGGAAUGCCUUGGGGGAAACAAAAGACCUUAAUGGAUGCCGCUUGGUCUCCUUGACGACGGUCCCCAAAGAAUUACAUUAGGGGCGGCGGGAGAAGUUUUUGAAAAAAUAAGUAAUGGAAUUCCGUCUCUGUGAUGCUUUUAGUAGUCAUUUCGGCCAUGGUGCAGCGAGGUCAUAAGCUGAGCUCGGUGAAGGGAGCCAGGACAUGAAAUGAUGCUGAGAGAACGUCUGGGAGAUGAGAGGUCUCAGCAUCCGAGGCGCUCAAGAGGAAGACCCUCCGGACCCCCAACUAAUGCGGUUGGACAAUAUGCUUCUCGCGGAAGGGGUUUCAGGUCCCGAGAAAGGCGGUGGAUCGGCGGCGGCAGCGGCGGCAGCAGCAGCAUCCGGCGGAAGUUCAGAUAACUCCAUCGAACACUCAGAUUACAGGGCAAAGUUGACCCAGAUUCGGCAGAUCUAUCAUACGGAGCUGGAGAAAUACGAACAGGCCUGCAAUGAAUUCACCACGCACGUGAUGAACCUUCUCAGAGAGCAAAGUCGGACACGGCCCAUUUCUCCAAAGGAGAUCGAGAGGAUGGUGGGCAUCAUCCAUCGGAAAUUCAGCUCCAUCCAGAUGCAGCUCAAACAAAGCACUUGCGAAGCCGUCAUGAUCUUGAGAUCGAGGUUCCUCGACGCCAGACGGAAAAGGCGCAACUUCAGCAAACAAGCCACAGAAAUCUUGAACGAAUAUUUUUACUCUCACCUCAGCAAUCCUUACCCUAGUGAAGAAGCCAAAGAAGAGCUGGCAAAGAAAUGCAGCAUCACAGUAUCACAGGUAUCUAACUGGUUUGGCAACAAGAGAAUCAGGUACAAGAAGAACAUAGGGAAAUUUCAGGAAGAAGCCAACCUCUACGCAGCAAAGACAGCGGUGACGGCCGCCCAUGCCGUAGCAGCAGCUGUCCAAAACAACCAGACAAACUCUCCAACCACGCCAAACUCUGGUUCUUCGGGUUCUUUUAACCUCCCUAAUUCUGGGGACAUGUUCAUGAACAUGCAGAGUCUGAAUGGGGAUUCUUACCAGGGGGCCCAAGUCGGAGCCAAUGUGCAAUCACAGGUGGAUACCCUGCGUCAUGUUAUCAAUCAGACGGGAGGUUACAGUGAUGGCUUGGGAGGAAAUUCGCUGUACAGUCCACAUAAUUUAAAUGCAAAUGGAGGCUGGCAAGAUGCGACCACUCCAUCUUCUGUGACCUCUCCAACAGAAGGCCCGGGAAGCGUGCAUUCAGACACCUCUAACUAACCUCCUCCUGACACUUUUUUUUUCUCAUUCUCCUGAAGCUGGGAGGCCUUUGUCUCGUGGGUUCAGAAUCCCCAAAAGGAAAACAACGAAACCAUGAAAUAAAAUAAUGGAUUUUCUCUUCUUUUCUUUGGAUAGCCUACCAUGGAUGGCUUUACUGUAAACCUUGUUGUACCAGAGAACUCGAUAACUCUGUUGCGUGUGUGUGUUCUUUUUUUAUAUAUAUGUAUAUUAUUUUCAUUUGUAUAUCUCCUUAAAUAUCACAAAGAGGCGCACACUCACACACAACGUUAAAGAAAAAUCAAACAACCAAGCACUUUAUCCAGCUCGGCCACAACUUAGCAUUGUUUGUAGCCCCAUAAGUAUUUGAUGAAGAAUAAUUUAUUUUCAGCGGGCUUCGGAAGGAGGACCGACAUGCCUUUGACUUCAUGGCAGGGUCCUCCUACCCAACUGAACUUCCGUUGCAAUUUGGAUUUCAGAAACUGAUCCGUUUUUUAAUUUUUCACAUCUCAGCCAGAGUGGUAGACCCUUUUGUUCCAUUUCUUCUCAUUCUUCCAAGCUUCUGUGAUUCAUUAUUUGUUGGGAUCCACUCUGUUAUCAAAGCCACUUAGACCUAGGGUCCUCCAGUUUUUGGACUUCAGCUCUCAGUAGCCUUGACCAACCAUCAAUGAUAUUGGCCAAGGCUACUGAGAGCUGAGGUCUAAAACUAUCCAGAGGUCUAAAGCCCGGAAUCUGUCAAUUUAGGGCCUUUACAAAGAACUACUGUAUAUACCCUUGUAUAAGUCGAACUCGUGUAUAAGUUGAGGGCAGGUCUGGGGGCCAAAAUUAUGGAUUUUGAUAAGAUUGGUGGAUAAAUCGGGGGUCAUUCCAUAGAGAGCUGAAAUGCUUUAGGGGCUCAGUUCUUCUGGACACUAUAAUUUUCAUGUCCAGGUAGUAUAAUCAUAUUAUUUAUAUUCUGCUCUAUCUCCUCGAGGGGAGUCAGAUCUGAUUAUAGAUACAUAUAUGGCAAACAUUCAAUGUUGUUAUACAAUUGACAAAGACAGACAGUACAUAAACAGAGGCAAGGCUUGACUCUUUUUUUCAUCUCCGGCAUUUGGAGGCUGUGCUCAACUCGAACAUGGGGAGGUGCUGUUUCAUUUUCCACACCAAGGAGCUUGUCAUCCAUGGAUGCCUUCUUGGUCAAAUUACUGGCAUGUUUUUCAGGGGCUCCUUUUACCUCCCCGCCAAAGUGACAUCUGUUUAUCUACUCACAUUGCUGUUUUCGAACAGGUAGGUAGGCAGAAACUGGGCUGAUGGCAGGAGUUGACCCCGACCCGCAACUUGAACUGUUGUGCCUUCCAGUUGCCUAGAUCUUUUGUAGCUGACGGUUUAACCCACUAUGCUAGAAAUGAUGCCGGAGAUAGUAGAGGCGGAGAUAGUAGAGAGGGUCAGUGCUUCUUUUAGGUUCUUCCUAGAAAGAAAAUUCUUGCCUUUGGCCAAUCGUCUCAGAAAAGGGACGGUAGAGUUGACGGUAUUCACGACAGCCCAUGGAUAAGUCAACCCUGUUGUUUUCGGUGGAAUUUUUGACUAAAAUCUCUAGACUUAUACAUGAGUAUAUAGGGUGCUUUUGUUCUAUUUCUCCCUAUAUUGACAGUCAUUCUUAGAUUUGUGCCUCCACGCUUCCUUGAUUUGUCGCCGUAUUUUGUUGGGACCCACUGUGUUGACAAAAUGUGGUUCUCCAACUUGGGUCUCCUAAGGGUUUUGGACUUCAGUUCCAAGCGUUCCUAACCGUGUUGGCUGAAAUUCCAAAAUAUCUGAAGGACCAAAGCUUGGGGCUACAAAGGACAAUUGCUUUUCUUCUCCUCCUCUUUUUUUUCUUCUUUUGCUCGAAUCCCAUCCUCCUUCUUGUUGGUCAUUGUUGGGCACGGAUGGUCCAUCGGAGGCGAAACAGCUUGCCAAUCCCAUUUGCAGAAAGCAGCGAGACGGAUCCGUCCAAAAACGGGCGCCGUUCUCCCGAAUCUUGUACAUAGUGUAGCAAAAGAGUAUUUAUACAUCUCACCAAUCGAAACACAGCUUUAUUACCUCAUGCGAAACUCAUAACGAACCAAUAGAAACAUGUUCUUUAGCUUAGAGUGCUCACUACUACCUCUAAAUAAAAAAACAGCCCUUCUCAAACCUGGCAAGGCCAACUCCAUCUCCCAUCAUCCCCAGACAUGGAAGGGAUGGGAUUUGUAGUUCGGCGGGUGCCAGGUUUAGAGAACGACUGCUCUAAACAAUAUUCACACUGUAGUUUGUCUCUCUCUUUCUCUCUCUCUUUGAAAUAAAUUUUUUAAAGAAAUCCCGAUUUUUCUUUUCUUUUCCUCUUUUUGGCAUCUUGUAAUUAACUCUUUUGUCUCCCUUCAUGACAUGUAAUAUACAUUGUAAUCUUUUAAAUAUGAAUAACAGCAGCGGCGGCAGCAGCGUUUUUAAUAAUAAUAAUAAAUAAUAAUCCGGGUUGCGUUGGCAACUUUUCGAGAGACAAUUUCAAAAAAAAAAAUACUGAAAAGAAAAGAAAAAAAGAAGGCUUCGAAGCGGAAACAUGGGGUCUUUUAGGUUCGACACGAAACAGCAGCGAAACUGUUUGUAAAUACAAAGAAAACAUUUUGAAUGUUCUUCAUCUUGUUACUAUACUGAUUUCACGCAAAAGAAAAAGAGAAAAAAAAUCAAACCAAUAAUGGAUUGUAAAACAGAGAAGUCUCAGUAUUCAGUACUGUAUAUUUCACCCUUGUAUAAUUGGGGCGGGUGGGGCGGGGAUCCUAUUUUUUUUUCCGUUCUAUUUUUUCUUUUUCCUUCUCUCUUUUUAUAUUGUAUGCGAUUCUGAAACUGAUUGACUCAAAUGAAAAAAGAAAGAAUAAUAAUAAUAAUUUGUGGCCGUGAUUCUAAUGUAUUAAACCGUUUCGUGUUACUUUCUUAACUGGAUUACACCCCCGAAUUGAAGAGUCUUCCUCGUGGUAGUUCAAUGUAGUUUCGAAUCAUGAAUAAAAAUUUUUGCUUUCAUGA